Messenger RNA from Coccidioides immitis RS, 720 nucleotides. RefSeq lists its product as uncharacterized. NCBI's taxonomy places the organism in Eukaryota, Fungi, Ascomycota, Eurotiomycetes, Onygenales, Onygenaceae. The transcript has 4 exons. Bases 1 to 720 code for a protein of 239 amino acids. The record is from RefSeq and is a predicted model, not a curated record.
AUGGCAUCUCACACCCAGCAGGAAGCUUGGUGUGAUACAACAUUCAUUACAUAUGACCCCAAUCUCACUGAUCCCAUCAACUGCUUUCACUAUGGGAGUACCUAUUGCUAUGUCCAUUCCCUCCCGGACAGUCAAAUACAUUGCUAUUCUCAAUUCUCUGCCCCAGAAUCAACGCGGCAGCAUAAACUCUCCACCGUGCAAAAGGUUGUGUGUGAAUGGAAGCUGUUUGAUGGGGAGGAGAGACCUCUAAGGGGGAGCUUGCGCUCCAUCAAGUUCAAGUACAAGAACAGAGAUCCGGUCAGUCACACUCUAUCAAGGAUAGAUAUAAUCACCACCAAAGCUGCUGUGAAUGCUCUUCAAAAUCUCGGAGUUGCUCUGGCAGAUGUUGAUGGAAGUCCAGUCUACCAUGGUUCAGUCAUUUCAUUGAAAGGGGAGCUCAUUGGGAGCCAGCACUUACUUUCAGUGUUAAUUUCAUCUGUCUCAGAAACAAGAGGCUCAACAUCUAGUACAUGGAACGUGCCUCCGAGUGUGCAUUUACACACUGAGUUCAACCUCAAAUUUGCAUCAAUUGUUUUUGCGGGCGCAACAAAGGAUUUAGGCAGAUCAGUUGAGGAGCUGGAUUAUAAGAAUCUUUUGUCAUUGGUACCGGAUGAUUUCUUCAAGAAACACUAUGCAAAUGAUGUGAAUGAUGAGAAAAGUGAGAAAGGAACUGAGUUUUGA